AUGCUCUACGGUCUUCUACUGGAAAGUUGCCGUGAUGGAAUUAUAGUUGCUUAUGGACAUGAGACAUGGAAAAGGAUCGUACAAGAACUUGGUUUUCAACAUGAAACAUUUACCAGACUUGGUAGAUACAAUGAAGAUACCCUUCAAAGAAUCGCGGAAUGCUUGACUAGUGUUAUGCGUGAAGGUUCGCCUGAUUACUACAUGGAGUUCUUUGGCAAGUGUUUCAUUCGAUACUUUACAACUUACGGUUACGAUAAGAUUUUACGAGUCGCUGGCAGACAUUUUGGAGAUUUUCUUCAUGCAAUCGAUCAAUUGCAUGAUUCAAAUCGGUUUUCCUACCCACAAAUGAAGUCACCAUUGUUCAGUGUUGCAGAGGAAGAUGAACGUGGAGUUGUGAUGAUGUAUAAAACACGCCGUCGUGGUUUUGAACACUAUGUUGUCGGGCAACUCCGUGAAUGUGCGAAGAAAUUCUACGAUCAAGAUAUUCAAGUAACGGCACAAGAAGAUCUGUCAACAAGUGAAUAUACUCGGAUCAUGUUCCGAGUAGACUUUAAUAAUCACGUCAUAAAACAGACGACUUCUCAUCUAACAAAACAGCUUUCGCUGACAAACGUUACAGGCUCGACGUUUUUCAAAAUUUUUCCAUUCUGUGUCGUGAUUGACUCGGAGAUGCGAAUCAGUCAACUUGGACCGCGUCUUCAAAGUUUGUUCACUGAUGACAGCCGUGUCGUCGGUAAACACAUUAGUGAUGUCUUUACUUUGGUUAGGCCUGACAUUCUGCACAUCGAAUGGGAAAAGUUUCUGAAGUACGGAAAGUCGGUUAUCUUCGUUAUGCAGAACUGUAUUCCUUUGAAACCAGAACUGAACAAGCUGGCAAAGAAUCGUACAAUAAAGGAUCAAAAUACAAAUAAUGGUAAAUCUCCAUCGACUAGUGCCGGAUCAAUUAAGUUAAAAGGCCAAAUGAAAUACAUUCCAUCAUGGAACAAAUUGGCCUUCCUUUGUCACCCAAUGCUGAGUACAGUAGAAGAGAUGCUUUCUAUUGGAUUAUAUCUCAGCGAUUUGAACUUCUACGAUGGUAGUAGCGAAAUUUUGAUCAGUGGUAUUCAGCAUGCAAGGCAAUUGCAAGCAGCAAUCGACAAACAACAUGCAUGGAUAACGAAAUUACAACAUUCAAGAAAUGAACUACGUCAAUAUCGUGAAAAGGGGAAACGUCUUCUCUAUUCACUAAUGCCGCGGCAUAUUGCAAAGAUGCUACAGCAAGGUGUACUUGCAAAUUCCAUCUGCGAAUCACACAAACUGUUAACCGUUCUCUUUGGGUACUCGAUUGAUAUGAAAGAAAUCAUUCAAAAAAUGUCGCCAGAACAAGUCGUGGAUUGUAUCAACAGAACAGUCAAUGUCUUUGACACAUGUUCAGAUAAAUUCGACGUCUACAAAGUUGAAACAAAGGCUGAUUCGAGUUAUUUGAUUGUAGCUGGUAUUCAAGAUCGGAAUGCGUAUAGCAAUCGACAUAAUUCAAACGUGAGUCUCAAUACAACGUCUUCAUCGAUCGGUGAUGAUCCCAAUACUUCACGCAGUCGUUCGUCCAGCACGAAUCAUCUACAGAAUGAGGUGGGAGAAGAAUAUGUCGAGAGCGCACGCAAGAGUAACCUCGCUCGUCAAAACUCAAAGAAUCCGUACAAUUUUAAUCAAGCCGAAAUUAUCUGUGCACUUGCUCUCGAGUUACUGACUGCUUCACGAUCCAUGAUCAAUCCGUUAACAAGACAACCAUUUCGAAUGAAAUUCGGUUUUCAUUCGGGCCCAGCUGUUGGUGGAAUUGUUGGCCAUCGUAACUACCAGUACUGUCUCUUCGGCGAUACAGUCAACACAGCUAGUCGCGUGGCAACAUGUGGUGAAAUUGGAAAGAUCCAGUUUAGUGCUGCGUCUUACGAACUCUUGAAGGAUUCAAUCUACUUUGAAACAGUUUGCCGAGGGAAAACUGAAAUGAAGGGCAAAGGUUUCAUGGAGACUUACUAUCUCCUCGGUCCAACGCCGGUUUAUCUUUCACUUCUCGAAACAACCAGAAAACAGUCCAUUAACGUUUAUAAUUCUCAGAUAGAAAACCAGGAAGAACUUGUUAAACUCGAUUCGGACGUUCCUAUACAUACCAAUCCGAAAGUGCCUGAUAUCAUGUUUGAUGAUGAUGAUGAUGACCUGAGCGAACGAAUGUCAAUUUUAACUCAAACGAGUCCUUCAGUAAAACACAACGUCAUCAAUAAAAUGGCAGAAAAACAAUUAUCGUGUCCAUUUAGUUCAACUGCCUUCUUGUAG
Adineta ricciae is the source of this 2307-nucleotide messenger RNA. The record is from the annotation of a GenBank genome assembly. NCBI's taxonomy places the organism in Eukaryota, Metazoa, Rotifera, Eurotatoria, Adinetida, Adinetidae.